This is a messenger RNA of Opisthorchis viverrini, 996 nucleotides long. RefSeq lists its product as hypothetical. The annotation marks the transcript as partial. Gene Ontology annotation, molecular function: protein binding. Lineage: Eukaryota; Metazoa; Platyhelminthes; Trematoda; Opisthorchiida; Opisthorchiidae. The transcript has 3 exons. The record is from RefSeq and is a predicted model, not a curated record.
UGGCGGCUUCAAACACAUCCACUCCUGCAGCGCAAAGUCUUUGGAGUUUGCCAAGUCUUGCGCAGCGGGAACAUGAACUGGUUGUUCAGUCCGAUCAUCCGACUGAAAGAAGCGGAAUCGCUGAUUAUUGAAGUCACAUACACAAUGCGGCGGUGCGCGGAACAUCCGGAUCCAGAAGCCUUGAAAUUUUGUCAGGAAUCGCUCAGCCUCUUGGUUUUUCAUUCGGACAGCCUUAUUUCGGAAAACUUAUUUUUAAACGAAAGUCAGAUAUAUUUCCGACCGAUAGCCAAUCUAACUCUCAAUGAUGCGAGCAUGAACGCAUCAGUAGAACUGUCAAGAAAACCGACCUCGACAUCUCCACAACCCAUCAGCGAAGAACGCGUCGCGCACUACGUGAAUCGCAUGAAGGUGCAAGCUUCAAAAAUGGCUGUGGCCAUUCUGGAUACGGGUACUUGCUCAACGCUACGAAGGGUACAUCUGAGCUUUCUGGCUUGCGCAAUGUUUCAAAAAAAUUUCGUUGUCUUCCCUCGAACAAUAACUAGCGAUGGAAGUCAGUCCACAAACGUACAAGGCCAAUGCAUCCCCGGGGCUGCACCAUUGUCAGAUCAAACAGUGCCCAACCUGCUUUGUCUUCCAAACGGCCGGUGGUAUGCAAAAUCUACAGACUUAACGAGCUCCCACGUUUCUUUAGCACACAAUUUUCAAGCUUUCUGGGAGUGGGAGGACAUUUGUACAUGUAGUCCUGGUUACGGUUUGGCAGUGGAUUCGGAAUCCAGAGAACUGCGCUGUCUUGCUCUCCCCUCGGCUCCAGUCUCAUUGGAAGCCAAUAUAUCAGAUCCGGUCAGAAUAAAACUCUACUGGCAAGCACCGUCCGACACGGGUGGACGAGAAAACCUCUGGUUUGUGAUAAAGUGCCUUGACCAAUACAACCAAAGUUGUACAAACCAGCCGACCUACGUUCAGCCGCACGCAACCCGUUCUAACAGGUUUCUAUCG